Molecule: messenger RNA, 1223 nt
Organism: Portunus trituberculatus (swimming crab)
Lineage: Eukaryota; Metazoa; Arthropoda; Malacostraca; Decapoda; Portunidae
Gene: mRpL44
Product: 39S ribosomal protein L44, mitochondrial-like
Exons: 7
Coding region: 75-1121 (348 amino acids)
Biological process (GO): RNA processing
Molecular function (GO): ribonuclease III activity; double-stranded RNA binding
Source: RefSeq, a predicted model, not a curated record
CGAGUAAACCGAGUACUACUCGGACCAAAACUGCCAUGCCUAGUUAUGAGAGGUCCCGUUGAUCAGCUGAAGUCAUGGCGGCAGUGAUCACCGGUGCCAGGCUCCUCCUACGAUCCUCCUGCAGUGCCACCAUUAACAGAGGCAUAUCUUCGUCAGCUCGGGUGUUUGGCAUCAAGUCACGAUGGGUGGCACCGAUGUACAGGACGCUGAAACACAGACACACAAGAAUGAAGAGUUUAGGGUUACUGCCAUCAAGCAAGAGGAGUGAGUUCAUUGAAUGGAAUUAUGAUGCUGAGUUAUACGCAUUUGGCAAGAGGCUACAGGAAGAGUUUGAUGGUGACGCCCUACGUGAGGCCCUGACUGAUGCCUCAUACAUUACCAAGGAGAUGCAGCGGCAGCAGGAACUUGGUGUGAGUGACCCGGGCCUGGCCAUGAGCAACAACAAGGAGCUGGCGGCCAAAGGAGAGACACUCAUCACUCAGUAUUGCUUUGGGUACCUUCGAGCUGCCUUGCCCCUGCUGCCGGAGGAGGGAAUCAGUGCACUGGUGGACUACUUGCUGAGUGAAGAUGUGAUGUCAGCUGUUGGUUAUGGGAUUGGUCUCCGAGAUCUGAUAUUGUGUGAGGAGCACCCACCUUCUUCCUCAACAAUGGCGAGGUGCUUCCAUGCGGUGGUUGGGGCACUGAGUGUGUCCUCGCCUGCUCUACAGUGCCAAGCCUUCGUGCGAGACUUUGUAGUGGCACAGCUGGUGGGCAAGGACAUUGAUGCCAUCUGGAAGGUUGAGAAUCCCAUGGGAGUGUUGGCAGACAUUCUCCACCAGAGUGGCCAAGGAGAACCGGAGCCCAGGCUUAUCUUCCAGUCUGGGCAAGAGACCCUUCAGGCUGUGUACCAUGUGGGAGUGUAUUCAGACAAGAAGUUCAUGGGAUCAGGUUAUGGAGAGACUGUGGAAACUGCAGUGAAGGAGGCAGCUCACGAUGUCCUACGGAAACUAUUCCAGAUUACAGACUCUGCAAACCCACUGCCUUUUGGGAAGGAUGCAGAUGUGCUCCCUCUUAAGACUGAAGCCAGUGUUUCCUUAGAUAACUGGUCUAUUGAUAAGACUAAAAACAUUAUCUCAUGUUAGUGUCUUGUGUCAGUGAGGCAUUAUGAUAGUUAAGGUUUUUUUUACUUGAAUGAUUUACUCCAACAAUGUAAAUAUUGUAAUAAACCUAUUAAGUUAAGAAAA